AUGGUGACCAAACCAUCUCAUAAUUUACGUAGAGAACAUAAAUGGUUGAAAGAAACUGAAUCUAUACAACAGGACCAUGAUUUAUUAGUAUCGAUAUUGGGGAAGACAUUUACAGAUACUAAUGUACGAAGGUCUACUACUUAUGGCGAGAAAACUUCUUCUGUGGUAAGGGAUUCAAAUAAUAGCACUCCAAUAUCACCCGUUAUCCCUUGGAGUAUACCUCAACCAUCAAAUGUGGUUACAAGUAAUAACACAAUUAGUAGUGGUUCAAUUGCAGCUUCUCCUGUGGCAAUUAUAUCAAGUACACCUACUUUUAACAAUCAAAAUCAUCCUAAUAAUAAUAAGAAUUAUAAUAAUAAUAACAUUCAAUACAACAAUAAUAAUAAUAAUAUUAAUUAUACGGCUGCAAUUACAGCUGCAAUCAAAACACCUAAUACUGUAUCUAUACAAGCGAUAAGGCCCAAUGUUGGUAUUCCUUCAAAUUUAAAUAAUAAAACACAAAUACAAAGAUUUCAAAAGAAUUCUAGAAAGGAAGUUUUACCUUCAGCAAUUAUCACUAGUCCAUAUAAUAAGGAUAUUAUAAACUCACAAAAAAAAUUGAUCGAUAUAUUGAAAUCUCAUUCUAUUUUAUUAUUAUCUAAAUGUAAUAUUAUGGAAUCGACUUCUUUAUCUGAAGAUUCUAAGAAAAGUAAACUAAACAAUGAGAUUAAUCCCCAUAUUAUUAAAGGUGAGGCUCAAAUUAAAAUAUUAGAAACAGAACUAAAGAAUUUAUAUGAGAAAUACAAAAAUUCACAAUCUGUAGUUAGCAGCAGACCAAUAAAUACUCAAUCCAAUAUAUUGGAAUCUCAACAACAAAGCAGCAAUAAUAGCAAUAAUUCUCAACUGGAUUCAACGAUUACUACACCGCAAGGAACGUCAACAAACACCAUUACUCAGUCUAUACCCGGUAAUACAACAAGUACCACACAGGAUGAACUAAUUGAAGUUUUGGAUGAAGAAGAUGACGACGACAAUGAGCCUACGAUUAUAUAUGAUAAGAAUGAUGAAUCACCAAAACCAGGGGAGAACGUAAAUGACGAUGACCAAACUACUGGUAGAUCUAUGAGAUCCAGAAACAAUAAAAUUAAUUAUCGAAUACCAGAGAAGAAUGAUCCAUUUGACUAUAAAGUUGGAAAAAUUGAUCAUAGUCGGACUCAGGAACAAGAGGGAACUGAUAAUGAAGAUGAUUUCGGCUCUAGUUAUAUCAUGUCAGUUAGAGCAGAAGAUAAAAUGGCUAAUGAUGCUCUGAAUGAUAGUGAUCGACAAUUUGUAGUGGAUGAUUCAGUGAUGGAGGAUUCGGAUUCAGAUUUCUCUGACGAAAGUAAUUUCUUAACAGCUACAACUACCACUACGAAUGAAAUACAAACGCAAACACAGGAUAAACGUAGCAUCACAGAUACCAAUUUUGAGAUAAUCAUGUCUUCGCCCUUAAAAUCAUUAAGCCAACACCAAGCUAACAAGAGUAAUCCAGGUGAUAUCCAUCUUUCGGGUAAUAAAUCGACACGACUUCCAUCUCAAUUUAUAGAACCAAUAUCAGUCAUAGACAGCAAUAUGGAAUAUAUUCUUAAUGAAAAUGGUGGGAAUGAUGCGGAUGAAGAUACUGAUAGCGACGAAGGUGAUAAUCUCUCAGAUAGUGACCUUGAAAAGUUCGAUGAUGAGAGAGAAAAUGAUACACAGGCCUUAAAUAUGAAGGAAGUUGAUAAUGAAUUAAAGAUUAUAGCAGAGAGAAAAUUAAACGAAGAAGAAGUAAGUGACUUUAAAGAUGAUAUUCCACUUAUUAAACAAGAACGCACAGAACAAGUUCAUGAAGCAGAUAUAUUGAUAGAAGAUCUGGAUGAUGACUUUUCUAUUCUGGAUGAUAUCGAUGUGCUUAAAUCAGGCUCUAAUAAUGUAGAAUCUACUCCUAACAACGUUAUAGAACAUAAAUAUCCGUGGUCAGAGGAAGUAGAAUUUCGGCUUCAUGAAGUAUUCAAAUUGCCAGGGUUUAGACCUAACCAAGAAGAUGCCAUUAAUGCAACAUUGAACGGGAGAGACGUUUUUGUCUUGAUGCCCACUGGUGGUGGUAAAUCUCUAUGUUAUCAAUUGCCGGCAGUUGUAAAAUCCGGGAAAACAAAUGGUACUACUAUUGUGAUAUCACCAUUAAUUUCAUUAAUGCAGGAUCAAGUUGAACAUUUACUCGCUAAGAAUAUUAAAGCAAGCAUGUUUAGUUCGAAGGGUACCGCCGAGGAAAGAAGACAGACAUUUAAUUUAUUUAUCCACGGCUUAUUAGAUCUAAUUUACAUUUCCCCUGAAAUGAUAAGUGCCUCCGAGCAAUGUAAGAGAGCCAUCAGAAAACUGUAUAGUGAUGGUAAACUUGCGAGGGUUGUUGUUGAUGAGGCACAUUGUGUGUCUAAUUGGGGUCACGAUUUUAGACCCGAUUAUAAGGAACUUAAUAUUUUCAAAAGAGAAUACCCAGAUAUCCCAAUGAUGGCUUUGACCGCAACUGCAAGUGAGCAAGUUAGACUUGAUAUCAAGCAUAAUUUGGAAUUGAAGGACCCCGUGUUUCUGAAACAAAGUUUUAACAGAACCAAUUUGUUCUAUUCAGUUAAGCCCAAAAACAAAAAUACGAUUAACGAAAUUUGUCAGGAAAUUAAAACGAAAUUCAAAAAUCAAACUGGAAUUAUAUAUUGCCAUUCGAAAAAUUCAUGUGAACAAACUAGCGCACAACUACAAAAUGCAGGUAUCAAAAGUGCAUUCUACCAUGCGGGCAUGGAACCAGAUGAUAGAUUAAGUGUUCAAAGGGCUUGGCAAUCCAAUGAAAUCCGUUUGAUUUGUGCAACUGUUGCAUUCGGUAUGGGUAUCGAUAAGCCUGAUGUCAGGUUCGUAUAUCAUUUCACCGUUCCACGUACACUUGAGGGAUAUUAUCAAGAGACUGGUCGUGCAGGAAGAGAUGGCAAAUACUCUUAUUGUACAACUUACUUUAGUUUUCGGGAUAUUAAAACAAUUCAAACUAUGAUUCAGAAGGAUGAGAACCUUGACGAAGAAAAUAGGCAUAAACAUUUAGAUAAACUGCAACAAGUUAUGUCAUAUUGUGAUAAUUUAUCUGAUUGUAGAAGGAAACUUAUCCUAUCUUACUUCAAUGAAAAUUUUGACUCUAAACUAUGUGGAAAGAAUUGUGAUAAUUGUAGAGACAAGGGAAACUUCGAAACAGAAGAACGAGAUAUCACUGACACGGCUAAAAGAAUAGCAAAUAUGAUUGAAAAGAUACAAAAUGAUAGAGUGACUCUAAUACAUUGUCAGGAUAUAUUUAAGGGAUCUAGAAACUCAAGAAUGAUGCAAUCCGGACAUGCGACAUUGGACGAGCACGGGCUUGGUAAAGACAUGCUGAAAUCUGAGAUUGAAAGAAUCUUUUUCCACCUUGUUACAAUCGGUGUGUUACAAGAAUAUUCAGUGAUGAAUAAUAGUGGAUUUGCUUCAAGUUAUGUACGUAUUGGUCCAAAUUUUUACAAACUGAGGGAUGGGAAAAUGAAGGUUAACAUGAAAUUUAACGUCUCGCAGAGAAACUCAAGAACAAAUACAAGAGGCACCAAUAGUUCCUUUCAUUCCCAUGAUAAUCAGACUCGAGGCGUCCAUAUUCCAGAAUUCACAAACGCUAAAGCUCAUAUUCAAUCAUUUACAUAUGAUGAAAGUACUCAACCUCAAAGAAGUAAAAAUGGACCAAUAUCCUUGGCGAACAAUGCAUCCACAAAAUCUCUUGAGGAAUUAAAUGACAUUACUUUUGCAUAUAAUAAAUUAAGAGAGGCCUCUUUGGAAAUUGCGAAUAGGGCAAAUCCACCAAUUAGAAAUUUCUUACCUGACGGAUUACUAAGAAAAUUAGCCACAAUUCUUCCUGCUACUCAGGAAGAAUACAUAAGCAUUCCAGAUGUUCAAGGUAAUCUCAGAAAUAAAUUUAGACUUAUCAAGCCUACGAUCAUGGACUUACGUAAACGGAGAAUCCAGUUAAAUGCAUCUAUGGAUUUUAUGGACAGCUCAAAUAGUCUCAUAGCUACACAAGUUAGUAGUUUACCAGAAUUUCCGAGUAGUCUGGGAAAUAAGAAAUAUGGGACAGAGACGAGGUCAAGGUUUUUCCAACAAACUCAGGACGAGAGAAAUAAGGAUGAAAUGAUUUUGAAGCAAAUAAAGGAAACUCACUCUAAGAAUAUUCCUGCAAAAAGUAAUUAUCUGAAUAAUAAUAAUAAUCAACGUCAGAAAGAUCGUUAUACUGGGAAUAAGUAUAAUAAAAAUAGGGUGAACAAAGGUAAAUAUAGGCGUUAA
Messenger RNA from Maudiozyma barnettii, 4332 nucleotides. It is a transcript of the gene SGS1, whose product is annotated as ATP-dependent DNA helicase SGS1. Gene Ontology annotation, biological process: double-strand break repair via homologous recombination; DNA replication. Gene Ontology annotation, molecular function: four-way junction helicase activity; ATP binding; nucleic acid binding. The record is from RefSeq and is a predicted model, not a curated record. NCBI's taxonomy places the organism in Eukaryota, Fungi, Ascomycota, Saccharomycetes, Saccharomycetales, Saccharomycetaceae. The transcript has a single exon. Gene Ontology annotation, cellular component: RecQ family helicase-topoisomerase III complex; cytoplasm; chromosome. Bases 1 to 4332 code for a protein of 1443 amino acids.